Corythoichthys intestinalis (scribbled pipefish) is the source of this 1829-nucleotide messenger RNA. RefSeq names its product THO complex subunit 2-like. Bases 91 to 1569 code for a protein of 492 amino acids. NCBI's taxonomy places the organism in Eukaryota, Metazoa, Chordata, Actinopteri, Syngnathiformes, Syngnathidae. The record is from RefSeq and is a predicted model, not a curated record. The transcript has 3 exons.
GUUCUUGAAUGUAACUCUAGUUUGGCAGUGUCGGCAAGACCUUUUGAUGUUGACUUGAACGCUAAACUUUCUGCAAAAUAUCAGGCGGACAUGGUCUUCAUUUGGGAUUCGAUUAUUACACCUCGCAAAAGUAACAAGGAAACGAAAUCAAAGAAGAACAAAAAUCAGUUCAAUAUGAAAAACAACAUUACUCCAAACAUGGAUGACAGCAACUCUAAUAAAAUCUCAAAAUUCAAAGAUGCCAUGAAAUCAAAAAAGGCAAAGAAGGAAAAGAAGAAAAAGAAGAAGCGGAUAGUUGAUGUCAACAGUUUGCUUGGCAGCAGUAAUUUCACACCGACAUUUGGAUCUAAUCCUAACAUGCCAUUUCUGAGCAGUCUCACUAAAAAACACAAGUCGGACCGUGACUCCAAGAAAAAAAGAAAACGAAAAAAAGUGGCGUUUGAGUUGCCGUAUGACUACAUGCGUGUCAAACGUCCCAAUUUCUCCUGUGUACAUCCGAAAAACCUAACAGACUCUUCGGAGUUGAAGAAAGCUUGUUUAAAAGAUGGUGACAAUUUUUCUUCGGUCAGUGAAAUAGUGCAGCAUCAGUCUCCACAAGAAGAUGAUAAUCAGAUGGAAGAUAUCAACAGCCAGGACUUGUUUAUUACACAGAAAACGUUCAGAUCCCCCUCCUCAGACUCUACUGCGGAUGCCACUUACAAACCUAUUACUACAAUUUUGCCAUCAACAAAUGUAUUACACUAUUCGCACCAAGAAAAAUACCUGGACGUGGAUUCUUGUCAGCGUCUGAAAAAGAAGAAGCUGAAGAAGACUAAAAAUGCAAAGAGUGCAGGGAAAUACGAAUCAAGCCUCCAAAAGAAGACAUAUUCCUUCCAAACAGAAGAGGAGGGCCUCAAGAGGGACAGGGACCACUCAGGUUCUCCAUUAAGGCCUUGUGUGAUGAAUCAUCACAUGGACGAGAGGGGAAUAGCAAAUGGGUCACCAGAGGUUGCAAAGUCAAAACAUUCUCCCAUUAAGAAACUGAAGCCCACAACAUCCACCUCCACUCAGACAGAAAACUUCUUCACUGCUGAAUUGUCCUCCUACUUUGCAUUCUCCAGAAGAAGAAUGGCUGCGAGUGCUGAUGGUGGGAAACCUCUAGACCUGAGCUUGCCGCAUAGGGCCAGGAAAAACCUCGGCAGUUGUUUGUAUGCGAAGGCAUCAGUGAGUGAACCCUCGUCUGGAGAGAUCGACGAGGCUCCCAUCUGUUCUUCAGCCAUGAAAGAUGUGAAGGUGAAGAAAAAGGUUGGUGUUAGUGAUAAGAAGAAAGGAGAGACAACCGUGAGUCCUCUGACAGAGUCCGAGUUCAAGUCUGGUGACACGACGACCUCCAGCGAGUGCAAUGAGCCAUCGUGCCGGAGCAAAAAAAUGGACAGGAUCCAGGUAAGGCCGGUGCAGACGAGGUUGAACGAAUCAUUUUUCUUCAAGGCCAAAGGAGACACAUCUUCACCUAGAUCGGAGUCACCACUGUUGAAACUUUUUCAGAGCAGACAGAUUGAGAAAGACGUGAAAGGCAAAAAACCAACGUGAGGUUUUUUAGGUGCUCACAGUAUCGAGCCGUUAUUUGUCUAAAUUUAAGGGAAAAUGUUUUAUUGUUCGAGUUGGAACAGCAAUUUAAGUGUACACUAGGGGAAUAGUUAAGCAUAAAAGACUCAAGUAGUUCACGAAAAAGUUCAGUGUUAGUCAUUGAAAUGAGAUGUAAGUACACUUUAUUGCAUAUCUUGACUGAAAGUUGCACAUGCUGUUCAUUUCUAUUAAAAUAAAAAGUGACUUGAUUUUCUUGAAAAACA